Molecule: messenger RNA, 1025 nt
Organism: Prorocentrum cordatum
Lineage: Eukaryota; Dinophyceae; Prorocentrales; Prorocentraceae
Source: the annotation of a GenBank genome assembly
CCGGGUUUAUGUUCUAAGAACAUUGUUUUUGUUAUUAGGGCAUUUUUGGGUUUGCGUGCAGGAGCGUCCAGGAUCUUGCAGGAUCCUGCGAAGCCCGACUGACCCGAGUUUGGAUUGACCCGGGUCAGUGCGCCCCCGAGGUGUACGUGCCCGAUGACCACGGGAAGUUCCUGCUGGUUUACACCAACGGCGCCCGCCCGAACGUGGCAACGGGCGACAUCAUUGCCAAAUUCGGGCCGACCGAGAAGGUACCCCCCUUCAAGAUCACGGGGAAGCCGACCGAGCUGAAAAAGCACGUAGACCAGAACAAACUGUACUACGAGGGCUUCUGCACGUUUCUGGCUGUCGCCGUGAAGAUGAGGUGCUCGUACCUCGAGGUCUUCAACGGCAAUGUGCCGCCGAAUCGACCGCAGGUUGCGGUUAUCUUCUUGGAGGGUGAUGGCCUCAUGGAAAGCAAACACCGCGUGGUAAAGUUCGGAGGGUCGUCGUUGCCCGACGAGCCGCGGCGAUGGGAAGGAAACGGUGAGGACAUUCACUUUGUAGGGACGAUCAGCUACAUGGACAAUACGUUCGAUAACAUCAAAGAGCUCGUCAAGGACGUCUUCUUCAAGCUCUGUACAACUAGAGGCGGCUGCGCCAUAAAGGCGAAGUCCUAGUUUCUGCGGCAGGAAAAAAUGAGCGACACCCGCAGGCGAAGCGACGAUCCGUCCAGGGCACGGGCACCCGGCGCAUCCAGGGCAGGGCUCGACGAGUCCUCAGGGGCGACGAGCCGGCCCCGGUUCCCAGCCCAGCGGGCCAGAGGCCUUCCGUUUUUGGCUGGGUCGCCCCUCCUGCGUUUUUCAGCUGCCGUCCGAUGGUGGGGCCCUUCGCCUACUGUGGGAGUCUCGCCGCCACCCGGCCGCGGCGUGCAAUGUCCUGUCCCCUGUUCACUUGUGGUGGUUUCGUUCACUUGUGGUGGUUUCGCGCGGGGUUCCGCCGCGAGCUGUCCCCGCCAGGGCGUCGUUGGGUACCAGGCGCGGGCGGGC